AUGGGUGCGGCUCGAGCCGCCGCUGACGGCGCCGCUUCUUCAAACUUCGAGUAUGCUACCGACGACGACGAGGCCGCUAGGUGCGUACUUCAUGGUUCGCGAUUGACACUUUUCGGCGAAUCCAAAGAGUUCUACAAGACGACUGGAAUUUGUUGGAUGCGCGCAAUUCGGAACGGCGAUGUGGCAACGGUGAUGAAGAUUAUUGAGGAAAAGGCCGAAAUAGUUCACUACGCACCUCUUCAUGGACCGGAAGCGUUGCACAUUGCGACGGCGCGCAAUGAUCGAUCGAUUGUGAUGCUUCUGGUGGCAAAAGGUGCCGACAUCGACGUGCGGGAUACGUGCGGCUACACCUGUCUACAACGAGCGAUGCUGAACGCCAACAAAUCAUUCGGACACUUUCUGAUCUCUCAAGGAGCAAACGUCGAUUUGAUCGAUCCCGAUGGGCUGACGAUUCGGGAUUAUGAGGCAUGGGACCAUGAGAUGGACCGAAGCAAACAAUCUCACCUUCGUCAGAAGACGAAUUCGGUUGCCGAAUCGCCGUCAUCGUCAAUCCGAACGACUCGUCAGAUGCGCCCGAACUCGACGCCCGACGCGACCGCUUCGGAACACACGGAAUGGAAGCGCGAUAAUCUGCGCAGCUCGUGGAAAUCGUUUUUCGAAAAGAAGCAGAAAUCGGUAUUGCUCACCUAA
Molecule: messenger RNA, 690 nt
Organism: Caenorhabditis bovis
Lineage: Eukaryota; Metazoa; Nematoda; Chromadorea; Rhabditida; Rhabditidae
Source: the annotation of a GenBank genome assembly